Molecule: messenger RNA, 1061 nt
Organism: Spirometra erinaceieuropaei
Lineage: Eukaryota; Metazoa; Platyhelminthes; Cestoda; Diphyllobothriidea; Diphyllobothriidae
Source: the annotation of a GenBank genome assembly
AUGUGCGACAACCACCCAGGAAUCUCCCUGCUUAACAUCACCGAAAAAAUCUUCGUUCGCACUCUUCUUAAUCGUCUGAACAACCAUCUGGACAAAGGACUCCUGCCUGAAACCCAGAGCUGCUUCCGCCGUCAUCGCGGAACCACCGACAUAAACUUCAUCGUCCGCCAACUGCAAAAAAGUUGUCAGGAGAUGCGGGUCCACCUCUACUCCAACUCCGUGGAUCUCACGAAAGCCUUCGAUACGCUGAAUUGCGAGGGACUGCGGAAAAUCAUGGAGAAGUUCGGCUGUCCCGAGCCGUUCACUCCGAUAGUGGGUCAGCUCCAUGAUGGAAUGACAGUGUGUGUCACGGAUGAUGGAGUCGUCUCAGAGGUAUUUGCAGUAACUAAUGGAGUGGAGCAGGGCUGCGCACUCGCACCUACACUCUUCAGUCUCAUGUUUUCUGCCAUGCUAAUGGACGCCUAUCGCAAAGAACGCUCCAGGAUCUCGUCGCCUACAGGACGGACGGUCAGCGGUGAAUGUACUUCCAGGCUCAUGCAUCCACAACAUUCAUCCAUGAACUUCUCUUCGCCGACAACUGCGCUGUCAACGCCGCCUCUGAAGGGGACAUGCAAAGGAGCAUGGGCCUCUUUGCCGCUGCAUGCGACAGCUUUGGACCAAUCAUCAACGCGGUGGCUAUGCAUCAACUGCCAUUCGACGCUACCUACGUCGCACCCCAAAUCAACGUGGACGGAGCCCAGCUGCGAGCCGUGGACAACUUUACCUACCUGAGCAGUACCCCCUCCAGCAACACCAAAAUGGGAGAUAAAAUGUCCCACUGGAAUUCCAAGACCAGCCAAACCUUUGGCCGCCUGCAAACCACCGUCUGUAAUCGUCACGAUCUUCACAUCAGCGCCAAACUGAAGAUGUACAAAGCGGUCAUCCUACCGACGCUGCUGUAUGGAGCGAAGGCUUGGACGGUGUAUAAAAAGCAGGCACAACGAUCCAACCACUUCCACCUCAGUUGUCUCCGAUGGAUAUUGAAGCUGAGCAAGACGGGAUCCCGGACACGGGCAUACUAG